Molecule: messenger RNA, 1565 nt
Organism: Setaria italica (foxtail millet)
Lineage: Eukaryota; Viridiplantae; Streptophyta; Magnoliopsida; Poales; Poaceae
Product: protein CDI
Exons: 1
Coding region: 454-1296 (280 amino acids)
Source: RefSeq, a predicted model, not a curated record
GCGGCAGCCCGCAGUCCCGCCGCGCACGCGCUCAGCGCUCCACACCACCACCGACAUCUCCCCGUGGCUGGAUUGGAUUACAUGCAUGCCACUGCCAGCGCGAGACUGCCGCCGCUACCUCCCACCGCGAUCCCCGCCCCCGCGCAUCACUGACAACCGGACCCCAGCCCCUCCUGGUUCCACGCGUCAUUGACCCAUGUGCGUGCGGGUGCACGCGCCUUAUUUUUAGGAGCGAGUGCCCACCGAAAACGCGCCGCGGCACCGACAUGACAGAUCCUUUCUCCAUCCGCCGGUGAAACUGAAAGGAAUCCCCUCACGCCCCCCUCGCCAUCUUUAGCUCGAGCCCUACCUCCCAAUCUCCGGUCCCCCGCCCAUUAAAGGCCCGGCACCCCCGCGCCCGUUCCGUCUCCGUCCCCAUCCCAUUCCACCGCACCCCACCUCCCGCACCCAUCCAUGUCGCCGGCGCCGCCGCCGUCGCCGCUUCUGCCGCCGGCGGGGGAGCCAUUCCGCGUGUUCGUGGGGUACGACCCGCGGGAGCACGAGGCGUACGAGGUGUGCCGCCGCAGCCUGCUCCGGCACGCCACCAUGCCGCUCGACGUGCGCCCCGUCCGCCAGCCGGACCUCCGCGCCGCGGGGCUCUACUGGCGGGCGCGCGGGCCCACCGAGAGCACCGAGUUCUCCUUCACGCGCUUCCUCACCCCCUACCUCGCGGGCUACCGCGGCUGGGCGCUCUUCGUCGACUGCGACUUCCUCUACCUCGCCGACGUCGCCGACCUCCUCGCCGCCGCCGCCCCGCCGGGCGCCGACGCCGACCGCCUCGCCGUCGCCUGCGUCAAGCAUGUGUACGAGCCCGCCGAGGCCACCAAGAUGGACGGCGCCAUCCAGACGACGUACCCGCGCAAGAACUGGUCCUCCAUGGUGCUCUACAACUGCGCCCACCCAAAGAACGUCGCCGCGCUCACGCCCGACGCCGUUAGCACCCAGACCGGCGCAUUCCUCCAUCGCUUCGCCUGGCUCAACGACGACGAGAUCGGGGAGGUGCCCUUCGUCUGGAACUUCCUCGUCGGCCACAACAGGGUCGACCCCGCCGACCCGGCCACGCACCCCAGGGCCAUACACUACACCUGCGGCGGGCCAUGGUUCGAGCGAUACAGGGACUGCGAGUUCGCCGACCUCUGGAUCAAGGAGGCCGAGGAGCUCAAGGCCGAGAAGGACAAGCUCGAGGACGGGGAGAAGCUCAAGCUCAUCGAGGACAAGGACGCCAAGGAGCAAGACGACAACAAGGAGGAGAAUUGAUCGAUCGAUUGGUUGGUGAUACUGCAUUGGGUUGGAUUGGUUCGUUUUGUGCUGCAGAGAUUUCAUUCCUCAACAUUCUGUUCAUUUCUCGCACCAAUGCAGUUUCUUUCAUCGAUCUGGUCUGUUAAUAGUGAGAUGUCGGGAGAUUAGGAUUGUGUCGUAUGUAGCCUAUGAGUGGGUAGCUGGAGUGAGUCUAUUGUGUAGCUGCAAUCGGUCUAUGAAUGAAUGCUCAUCGUUAAGGAAUAUCAAUCGUGUUUUUUCCCCCUCAA